Microstroma glucosiphilum is the source of this 2400-nucleotide messenger RNA. RefSeq lists its product as hypothetical. Gene Ontology annotation, molecular function: RNA polymerase II cis-regulatory region sequence-specific DNA binding; DNA-binding transcription factor activity, RNA polymerase II-specific. The coding region runs from base 1 to 2400 and encodes 799 amino acids. Gene Ontology annotation, cellular component: nucleus. The transcript has a single exon. Gene Ontology annotation, biological process: regulation of transcription by RNA polymerase II. Lineage: Eukaryota; Fungi; Basidiomycota; Exobasidiomycetes; Microstromatales; Microstromataceae. The record is from RefSeq and is a predicted model, not a curated record.
AUGAAGGAUUCUUUCACUCUGUACCCCUACUCCCCUUCCCCGAUCUUUUUUGCGGCCCACCCUUCAUCAAGCAGUCCUCCAAGCACGGCCUCUUCGUCUGGCUACGAACUCGAAGUUCUCGAUAGUGACUGGAACCGCUUUGAGGAGAGCAAGCUCAAUAUGCAGAAGGACACUGCCUCAUCUACUCUCGUCUCGACGGAAACCUCUGCCUCUCAUUUCGGCGCUUCUGAUCAUAGUGACGUCAAACAUAUCUCUUUCGCACAAUAUCCGACUUCAUCAGAGGACCAGAGCCAGGACCUAGGAGGCAAGGACAGAACGAUGGACUAUGUAACGGAGUCCCACGCGCGAACUCACAGCAGCGACCUGUUCUCGCAAGAGUCAUCGUUCGCCCGCUCAGUGUCCUCUAGGGCAGCCUCCGAGUGCGACGAUAUGCUGACUGGACCGACGGAGUGGCAGUCGCUUAGAGGCAGCAGUCUAGACCAAAGUCUACCCGGAGGCAGCAUCAAACAAGAAGCAAGCAGGAGUCAAACGCACCUCAGCCAUCUGUACGCAGGUCUCUCGGAAGCGUUCUCGCAGCAGCACCUGGCAGAGAGUGUUGGCCCUCACGUUGCACAAGUCUCGCACUCCAUGCCGGAUCGGAUGGGCCAGCAUGCAUGGCAAGCACAGCCACCGUUUGCGAUCCAUCCAGAACACUACCAACGACGCGAUAGCGAAUGCUCCGGCUUUUCAUCGAAUUUCAAUUUCGAAGAAUUCAUUUCGGAACGCGAUCAGGCCGCUGAAAGAGCAGCUGCCUCGGACUACAUUGGUCUCAGUGGCCAAUACGUCGAUGUUGCUACACCAUUGGACGCCAAUCCCUUCUUCUUUCAACAAAUUCAGGACCAGCAACAAGGCUACACGAAUCCACCUUCGAAUGUCUUCCCUGCGUCAUCAAGCUCUUCUGUGACCUCUCACCACAGUCUGGCCUAUCACAGUGACUCGAACCUUCUCCGCCCCUCUUCAGCCUCUCACGUCAGCUCGGCGUCCUCUGUGGCAGCGUCCUCGCCCAGGAUGAUAGACUCGUCGCUCCGACGUGAUGGCGAAUGUCACGUGUCAUCGCCAGCAUCGUCGCAAGGGUCUUGCACGGGAGGCAGCUUUCAUCGCUCGUCAGGGCUAGUGCGCAGUCAAAGUCUUCGUGCCUAUACGCAAGCCGCCCAGGUCUCCCAUCCGCAUGCAUAUCAUCCCUCCCUCCAGAUCGUCUCACCCUCGAGUGCACAUUUCGGGUCAAGUGCUGCAUUCGACCUGAACCCCAUAGGGCCAAACCAUCCCUUUGUGCACCCUACUUUGAGACGCUUGGCAAGGCCUGCGGGCUCUGUGCGAAGCAGCUCCACAUCCGACCUCCACGAGAGCUUGUCUUGCAAUCCUCAAUUCAUCACUCCGCCAUAUUCGGCAUCCGGCAGCAGCCACUACGAGGUGCAUUCGACGGUGUCAUCGCCUGGCACUUUCCAAUUGGGCACUCAGAGCCUCUUCAGCUUCUACGACAAUUUGGAAAGUCCAAGCUCAUCGACGGUGUCUUCACCUCAACAGUGGCAUUCUGCUCUAGCCAGCGACGACGGCCAUUCAUCGUGUGGUGGCACGGUCGCAGAGGAGGAGGAAACAUAUCGACAGCCCCCAUAUACAUCCGUCGCCGCCUCGCCACUUCAGCUCUCCGGAUCGCUACCCACUCGACCUUCGAUGCUUCGUCCCUCCAGCUGGGCACCAGCCAUGAACACGUCUUCGCCGUCGUCAUCCUCGCCAUCACUGGCAGGCCAGCCAAUGCGCUCUACUCGCUCCUCGGCCGGAGGAUCGGCUGCUGCCUCAUCACCGUACAGCCUGGGGUCGGCCUUCAAUCACUCCUCUCCUGGAGCGCCGCAGAACACACAACGUCUCUCCGACCCCUAUUCGGGCGUGAUCACUAAGCGCUCCCGCGGUCGUCGCGUCCCUUCGACACCCGAAGAGAUGACCAACGUGGACAAGUCGGGCAAGGUGUACACCUGCAAAGUGCCUGGAUGCGGCAAGCUCUUCAAGCGCAGCGAGCACCUCAAGAGGCAUAUCAGGAGUAUACAUACUGACGAGAAGCCUUUCACGUGCAAGUUGUGUUGCAAGAAGUUUAGCAGGCACGACAAUCUGAAUCAGCACAUGCGUGUUCACGGUGAGAGCGGCAUGGCUGGUGGUGAUGACGAUGAUGACGAGGACGACGAAGAGGAGGAAGGACAAUGCUCUCGCUCCGGGUCUAGCUCCAGAUCGCCUCCUUCUCACGCUGAGACCCGCGGCGGCACCGUCGUCUCUCGACGCUCCAGACCUCGAGGCAAGACCACUCGGGGGCGCGGCUCUGGCGAGGAUGACGUCUUCUCCUUCGAGGACGAUGAGAAGAAGCCCUUCUAG